Molecule: messenger RNA, 2799 nt
Organism: Orbicella faveolata
Lineage: Eukaryota; Metazoa; Cnidaria; Anthozoa; Scleractinia; Merulinidae
Product: voltage-gated purine nucleotide uniporter SLC17A9-like
Biological process (GO): ATP transport; transmembrane transport
Molecular function (GO): transmembrane transporter activity
Source: RefSeq, a predicted model, not a curated record
UAUCUCCCGGUCUCGUCAGACGUGGCAAAGCGAAGGCGCACGGCGUUUAGUCGAUUUCAUUUUGGUAAACAGUUUUGGAUUAUUGGCGACUCGAAUACACUUGAUGGGACCGGUAACUGAACUCUUUAUUGUUAGAUAACGGAAGUAAGUCUCUGUUCAAUAAGGAUUGCGAUAUUGUUACGCUUCAAAGAGAACUGGAUAGAAAGAUGCCUUCCUAAUCAAUUAGUGCAGAUGUGGGUCGCAUAGGUUUAUUUGGCAGAAGAACUCCAGAAGUCACUGGAAAGAUCGUCGACAGAAUCACUUUGCCUCACUGUAACGUGCAUGAAUGCCAUAUAUGCCUUAAGACUGAAGUGAUCUUCGUAUCAGAAAAUCAUUUAAACCAAAGAACAGAAUUAAACAAAUGACUACUUCGGUACCAAUCCGAUUGAAAAUCGACAUGGAAAGUGAUCGUCGCAAAUCAGACAAUGGAUUUCAGUGGCCAGAGGAAAGUAGAAAGCAUUGGAUAGUAGCGAUGUUUUGUGGCACUCUGUUAUUGUACGCUACGAGAUCGGCUGUGCCCUUGUGUCUGGCAGCUAUGAGUUCUGACAUGAAUUGGGACAAGGAGAUUGAUGGAGCUAUCAUGUCGGCAUUCUUCUGGGGAUACAUGCCGGCACAGGUUGUUGGUGGAUAUUUAAGUGAUAAGUAUGGCGGUGAAUUCAUCUUGGGGUUUGCAGGAGUGAUCUGGUCCUUGUUAACUCUGGCUGUACCAUUUCUUCCCAUGUAUCCAAUACUCUUUGUAUCUCCCACUAUGAUCAUAAUUGCUGCUAGGAUGUGCACUGGACUCUCACAAGGUUUGCACUAUCCAUCAUUAACAAACAUCAUUGCUAGAAGAAUUCCUAUAAAGGACAGAACAUUUUUAACAAGUACAAUAUUUGCUGGUGGUCCAGUAGGUACGUUGUUCAUGGGAAGCGUGGGCUCAAUAUUCCUCUCUCAAUUUGGCUGGCAUAGCGUCUUCAUCUUUCAUGGCAUUGUGGCACUAUUAUGGGCCUACCUUUGGAAAUUUCAUAUAGUUUUACCUGAGCAAUUUCAAAAGCGAGAACAGUUUGCACUUGGUAACAUUAAAAUGGUUGAAGCAAGCAGUUCUGAGAGAGCACACAUGCUUAAUGUUCCGUGGGGAGCAUUUUCAAGACAUCCAGCUGUGUGGGCUCUUGUCAUUACGCAUUUCUGCCAGGGAUGUGCAUUCUGGAAUGUGUUUGCUUGGCUUCCCAUGUAUUUUGAGGAACAUUAUCCUGGAAGCAAAAAAUGGGUAUUUAAUGUUCUUCCCUGGCUGCUGUACUUUCCAGUUGCAUUGUUUGCAGGACGCUUGGCUGAUCACAUGAUUAGAAAAGGGUCCUCUGUAACAUUUGCCAGGAAGUUUUUUCAGUCUGUGUCCAUGUGUGGUGGAGCACUGUUCAUGAUACUUAUCAACAAAUCUACUACGUUCAAUCAAGCACUCUUCUGUAUGAUGAUGGCUAUGAGUCUGAACGCGCUGGGUAACUCGGGCGUGGCCGUCACUCCACAAGACAUGUCACCCAAGUUUGCAGGGACACUGUUUGGUAUAAUGAAUUCUGCCGGGGCAUUUUCAGGAAUUGUUGGCACUCUGAUCACGGGCCAUAUAUUGGAAGUCUCUUACAGCUGGAAAAAUGUGUUCCACUUAAACGCUAUAGUCCUGGUUUUCGGUGCUGUCAUAUUCCUUGUAUUUGGAACAGCGAAGAAAGUUGUGUAGAGCUGCAUUCAGUUAUUUAUUCGGGAGAGAAUUGAUGCCUGGAAACUCGACCUAAUGAAGACUUCGGGAGAGAAUUGGAAGACUUCAAAUGACGACACUUACUGGGGGAUUGGAAUUGGAUAAUAGAUUAAUUCCAUUAAGGUCCACGGUCUAGAAGAUGGGUUUAUUCAACGGUCAUUUGUCAAGGUCCUGGAAAUAUCCUCGCUCCAUUACUAUAAAUUUGGCCGCCAUUCAGCGGACUUGGUUUGCGUUGACGAAGGCCCAAUCGGGGUAUUUUACUUUUUCUGUUUGAACAAGCCGAAACGCUCUCGAGCAGAAGGACGUUAAUUAGAUUUGCUUCCUGGUCUUAAGUCUUGAAAUUGCAAGAGAAGACUUUGAAAUAGUAUUUUAGUAUGGGAACAACUGUAAAUAUAUUCUUAAGCCUUUAGCUUUCUUGCAACCUAGUCACCGCUGCAAAUAUAGCACUCUCUUAAGUUGUAAAUGUUCUGGGCACCGUCACGGAAACUAAUCUCAUUUGAGGGCUGGUAAACAUAAUACGCAUAUGAAGACAUGAUUGAUCAUGUUUAAUACGCGUAUAUAGAAAAAAAUUUUAAGCCGGAGUUAACAUAAUCUACUGUCAGAAUCGCACCAUUUCUAUCCCCGCUAUCCCCCGCUCAGGAGGCUUCCCAAAUUUGACCCAGAAAUUUCAUACUGCUGACGCAUCUCUUGAAGAAUCGUUGAAGGUCCUCUGAUUGGUUGGCUGUGGCCCGCGAAUAUUCGUAACCGAGCGACAACCAAUCACUACACGGAUCUCUGAUCGCGCUACGUCAUAACUGCGACUUGAAUGCUUUUUAAGAGGGGAACUAGUUAAAUAACUAGUUAAAUCCUGCAUGACUAUCUUACAUGGAAUCACUGCUCGUUACCAUUUUUCUCUGGGGCUUAAAUGUUGCACAAUAAAAAAAAUGGCUUUACAGACGCUUUCGUCUCAAGAAAUGUUAUUUAAGUCUCGACUUAUCGUAUGUUGAUACUUUAAUCCUGAUAACUUCGACAAUAAAAUUGUUUUUACGUAGAAAAAA